Anopheles coluzzii is the source of this 2555-nucleotide messenger RNA. It is a transcript of the gene Tbc1d15-17, whose product is annotated as TBC1 domain family member 17. NCBI's taxonomy places the organism in Eukaryota, Metazoa, Arthropoda, Insecta, Diptera, Culicidae. The transcript is spliced from 3 exons. Gene Ontology annotation, biological process: activation of GTPase activity. The record is from RefSeq and is a predicted model, not a curated record. Bases 366 to 2384 code for a protein of 672 amino acids. Gene Ontology annotation, molecular function: GTPase activator activity.
UAUUGUUUUCUUAUUGUUGCGUAUGAGAACGAGUCAGCGUUUUGCAUUCAUUUCAUCAGACAACGGCGUACGUCCUCAAAAUAAAUGCUAAAACGAACGAAAUAAACAAAACCGUCUGCGACAUUGUGCAUCGAGCUCGAGCUGCGAUUGUAGUGACUACAAUUUCUAAUGCAGUUUCAAAUCAGUCCACGUAAUCCUCCGACUGGGGAGUUAAUGCGUAGUGAGUGUGACUAAAAGAUAUCGCUCGGGAAGGAAAAGAGAACAAAAACGAGCCACUGUCUACCAAAGGUGUCGUCAUCAGGUCUGGCAGACAACGAACCACAGUCUCUCCCCCCACCCCUGCGUUUUCAAAGGACAACGACGACAUGGACAACGAGAGUGGCAUAGAGGAAAAAUUCAUCCAAAACGGUGUGUUGCUGAAGAAAGCUAACGCUACCUACAUCUCGGUGCUGAAUGCGGAAGGCAUCCUAACGUUUGGCCAGUGCAUCAAGACGAAUCUGCACGUGUUCGAGUGGAAGCCGGAAACGUGCGAUAUCACCGAUUCCGAAAGUCUCGAAAGUGGCUGGUCGCUGGUCGAUCCAAUCUCUCGCCAGCCGUCUCCACAGCAACCAGCGCAACCUGCUUCGAUAGCAUGUCCGACGUCGACCGUCUCUGGACCGGGCAGUUCACCGAGCAGUCGCGCCACCAGUGAGGAGCCCGCGACCGGUGCGCCAACAAAAGCCAAACUGUCCAUUCGCGUGUUUCUGCGCGAUCUGAAGGGUCUCGAAACGCACAAGGACGAGCUACGGUUCUACAACCACGACCACACUGUGCACAGUGUGUAUCUGUUCCGGCAAACGUCGACCAGUGUGCUACUGCAGCUGCUGGAACGGUUUCGCUGCGUGCGCAAGAGCACACAUCGCAAGAACUUUUACCGAUGCAUUGACGACCCGGACCAGGACAAGCUGCAGAAGUCGUUCUCCGAGCUCAACAUUGCCGACAUACGGGCUCGGCCACGGCCACGGCCGUACAUGGAUAUGCUGUCGAAGCUUGCCAACGUGCAGCAAAUCCUUCCGAUACAUCGACCGGCUUCUCAGAGCACGCUGCCGGGUGAGCUGCGGUUGAGUAACUUGAACGCCCGUGUCCAGGAUGCAGCUGCGGAUCGCCACUCAACGGACGAAAGUCACGGUGGUGUUCCUGUUACCGAUAAUGGCGAAACGAAUGGAACGGAAACUAGAAAGCUUGCUCCACGGCCACCAGUACACCGAGGGCUUCCCUUGGAUGCCGGCACGUGGGAGGACGUCAAGUGCCCUAAUGGAUCCAUCUCGGAUCCGGAGCGUGUGAAAGAGAUCAUUUUCCGAGGGGGCAUCAAGCAAGAUAUACGAGCGGAAGUGUGGAAGUAUCUGCUCGGGUUGGACGUCUGGGAGCACACCACCCAGCAGCGGGACGAGCGAAGGGCACACAAAACGCAGGAAUACUUUCAAAUGAAGUUCCAGUGGCUUACGAUGACGCCAACGCAGGAGCACAACUUUACCGGCUACCGGGAGCGCAAGUGCCAGAUCGAGAAGGACGUGAAGCGCACCGAUCGGACGUACGAGUUCUUCGCCGGUGACGAUAACCCCAACCUAGCCAAGCUGCAGGACAUCCUGAUGACGUACGUCAUGUACAACUUCGACCUGGGGUACGUGCAGGGAAUGAGCGAUCUGCUCGCCCCGAUCCUCAGCCUGGUGCAGAACGAGGCGGAAAGCUUCUGGUGCUUCGUGGGCUUCAUGCACAAAGUCUUUGCCAACUUCGAUAUCGACCAGAAGGGCAUGAAGCUGCAGCUCGAACAUUUGCGCGUGCUGCUGUCGUUCGUGAACGAGCGGCUGUUCAACUAUAUGCGCGAAAACCAGUCGGAAAACAUGUACUUCUGCUUCCGCUGGCUGCUGGUGUGGUUUAAGCGCGAAUUUUCCAACUCGGACAUAAUGCACCUGUGGGAGGUGCUGUGGACCGGGCUGCCCUGUCCCAACUUCCAUCUGUUCGUGUGCGUUGCCAUCCUGGACCAGGAGAUGGACGUGUUUAUCGAUGGGCAGUUUAGCUUCACCGAGAUUCUGAAGCACGUGAACGAACUGUCCGGCAACUUGAAUCUGGCAGCGGUGCUCGAGCAGGCCGAAAGCAUCUAUCUGCAAGUGAAGCAAACGCUGGACGCCGCGUCCAAAGAGUCGCACCACGAGCUGCGCAAAAUCAUUGGCGAACAGUUGUCCUCGAGCGAGGGAGGCACGACGGGCAACACCGAUGAGGACGAGGAGGACGAGGAGGACAGCUGCAUGUCGAUCGUGAACGAGCGUUCGCCGGAGGAGAAGGAAAUACUGCAACGAAAACUGGACGAGGCCUGUGACCUAUCUUUAAGCUACAUGUUUUUCUAGAGGGUUUUUUGGAAUGCGAGAGGGAAAGUGUAACGAUGUGACACCACACACAGACACACACAGAUAAGCACCACACAUUUGUAGCCAUUUGGGAGAGAGAGAAUGUACAGUAAAUUUGUUUAUUGACGUUUUGUUACUUUCUUAAAUGCACUCGCGCUUCUUUACGACUUU